Molecule: messenger RNA, 1134 nt
Organism: Ichthyophthirius multifiliis
Lineage: Eukaryota; Ciliophora; Oligohymenophorea; Hymenostomatida
Product: ribosomal phosphoprotein, putative
Exons: 3
Biological process (GO): ribosomal large subunit assembly; cytoplasmic translation
Cellular component (GO): cytosolic large ribosomal subunit
Molecular function (GO): structural constituent of ribosome; large ribosomal subunit rRNA binding
Source: RefSeq, a predicted model, not a curated record
AAAAAAAAAAUUAAAAAAGAAAAAAAAAUCACGAAUGCCACCUGUAAAAGUUGAUAAAAGAGCUAAGAAAAACGAUUUCAUCAGAAGAUUUUACGAGCUCCUUUCCAAAUAUGACCAAAUAGCUUUUUGCACAUUAGAAAACGUAGGAGCAUUAUAACUUUAAAAAAUUAGAAGAUCACUCGGUUAAAAUAACAUUUUAGUUAUCGGAAAAAAUACUGUCAUUAGAAAAGCCAUUCAAAUGAAAUCUUAACCUCUUCCCGAAGGCGAAAAUUACGAUUGGUACAGACAAUUUGGAGCCCCUAAACCUUAAUUAAAAGCAUUAUUAGAAGGAUAACAUUUAAAGUAGAAAAUUGGUUAUAUUUUCCACAAUGAACCUAUAUCUGUUUUGAAACCUAGAAUAGAAUCUUUCGUAGUUCCUGCCCCUGCUAGAGUUGGCACUAUUGCUUAAAAAGACGUAUUUAUUCCUCCAGGUCCCACCAAUAUGGAUCCCUCUUAAAUUAACUUUUUCCAUGCUUUAUAAAUAUCUACAAAAAUCUAAAAAGGUUAAAUUGAAAUUACUAAAGAAGUCCAUGUCUGUGUAAAAGGAAAAAAAAUCGGAAACUCCGAAGUUGCUUUGCUCGAAAAAAUGAACGUCUAACCCUUCUCUUAUGGUAUGAGUGUUUAUCUUGACUACGAUGGUGGAGAUAUCUUAAAUGAAGAAAGUCUUUCUAUUGGAAUCGAUCAAAUCCUUUCUAACUUCUCUUCUGGGCUUAAGAAUCUUGCUGCUAUAUCCUUAGAAAGUGGAUAUGUUACUGAUGUUGCUGUUCCUCACUUAGUUGCUAACGCUUUCAAAAAUCUUGCUGCUAUUGGACUCGAAACUGGAUAUAAAUUCAAGUAAAUUGAAGGAGCUGGAUAAGCACCUGCCCCUGCUGCUGCCGCUGCUAAACCUGCUGCUUAAGCACCUGCUAAAGAACAACCUAAAGUUGAAGAAAAAGAAGCCGAAGAAGAUUAUGAUAUGGGUGAUCUUUUUGGUUGAUAAUGGUUAAUUUUUAAAAAAACAAACAAGAAAAAGAAAAAAUAACAUAGAUAAAUAUAUUUUGUAUGUUUUUGUUGUAUUUUUUUUUUUUUUUAGAUUUUAUUUAAACUAUAAGUAUA